GUAGUCGCGUUGUUCGUUUUUUUCUUUAAUAAAUGAUUCUUAUUUGUAUUGUAUAUGUCGAAUCGAACGAACGUAUAAUAUAGACGCAUGUAAAUUGUUUGUGGGCCAGUCCAAACACUUGUUGAUUGAUUGUAAUUUCAAACGAAGAAUAUCGAAAGUGUGACAAACGUAACGAGUUACAUUUUCGUUAGUACCAAGAUGAACGACUUGUAAAUUUUCUUACAUAAAGUGCAAUAUUAAAAUUAAGAAAAAAGAAGUGAAAACAAAAAGUGAUAAAUUAAAUGCUUAAAUAAUUGAACUUGAUCUUGAGUAUAAAAAAAGAAUAAAAAGAAAGAAAAAUUUACUUAUUCGUAUUUUAACCUACAUACAUACAUAUGUCGAGAGCCAGUCUAAUGUACAUAUGCAGUUGUAAUACAUACUUUAUUAAUUUCAGAAAUCAGAAAAGAUUUUCAUAUAUGAGUGUGUGUGUAAAGAAAAUUGUAAUAAAUAAAUAAAAAACUUUAUAUAAAAUAUAUUAAAAAACCAGCAGCAGCACUUUACUAUAAUGUUUAGUGCAUCAAAUUACUGCGGUUCUUGAAGAUGGUCAGCAAUAAACUUAAAGUAAAUAGAGUGUUUAAUUAUUGCGUAUUUGUAUUCUUAUUCUUAUUAAAUGGAGUUGGAAAUCGUUUUACAAAUGGAUUUUUCAUUGAUUAUGCAGAAAAUUCGGAGCUAAUACAACAGCAAAUUGGAUACAAUAUAACAUUGCCAUGCAGUUUAAAGGGUUUAGUAGAUGAAUCGAAAACUACAGAUAUAACAUACAAUUGGUAUUUCAAACAAUGUGGUGAAAAUUCGGGUGGUAUUCCCAAUUGUUAUGACACAAAUGAUAAUGAAGACUGGACACAGUUACCGUGUGAAAAUAACAUUUGUAAAGCACAUUUGUACUUGAAAAAUGUAACAGAAAAAUAUUCUGGUCUAUAUAAAUGUACUGUUAUGCCUAAAAUGGGUAAUAUAUUAGAUGUUAAAUUAGUGAGAACAUUUCAAUUGGAUAUAAAAAAUACCUCUAUGAAAAUUCCGGAAUUUUUAGAUGCAUAUCCUUUAAAUAAAACCAUUAAUCAGGGAACUCAAGCGGUUUUUCAAUGUCGUGUAUUUAGUGAAGAGUAUCCUACAAUUAAAUGGUUUCGCCGACUCGCCAAUUAUAAUUACAACGAUUAUGAGAAUAUACAUUCAAUAGUACAUUACAAUGGUCAGGCCUAUGAAUUGUUGACAUCGGCCCGUGAAAAACCCACCGCCCGAGAUGUAUAUUUAAGUAAACUUAUAAUAAAUGAAGUACAUCUACGUGAUGAGGGCUAUUAUGCUUGUGUGGCAAUAAGUUUUCGUGGUCACAAUAUACGCGAAGCUUAUUUAAAAGUUAAUGUACAUGAUGAUAAUGAUAACGAUGAUUCGGCGGAAUACUGGUCGGAUUAUAGUGAGGAAGACGAGUUUUUAUCUACAGAUCCAAAACGUUUUGGUUUACUUUUUUUAAUGCCAGUAGGUUUAGCAUUAUUACCAUUAUCUGUAUAUCUGUGUUAUAUCAUUCAUAAGCGUUAUAGAAAUCCCAAUAUAAUGGAUCAAUCAAAAUAUGCUGAAGAAUAUGAUGAACAGUGUAUGUUGAGAACGUAGAAAAAGUAUAAUUAACCUCAUAUUUUUAGCUCAGAACAAAUGUUAUUUGUUAAUUAAAAAUUGUAAAAUCUAAAUAUUUGAUCACUUGAUGAUUUUCUAGAAAACCAAAGAUUGUGUUUUAAAUGUAAUUUAGUAUUAAACAAAAAAAGGAAUUAGUGUUAAUUAGAGUUUACGCUUAUUAGUCGGUAAUAUCACACGUUUAUGAUAAGUAAUAAAAUUGUAAAUUAUAAUGUAUAUUUUUCAUACCCAACAUCUAUAUUCUAUAUAAAUAUAUAAAAAUCAA
Lucilia cuprina (Australian sheep blowfly) is the source of this 1921-nucleotide messenger RNA. Its product is annotated as fibroblast growth factor receptor-like 1. Bases 580 to 1638 code for a protein of 352 amino acids. The record is from RefSeq and is a predicted model, not a curated record. NCBI's taxonomy places the organism in Eukaryota, Metazoa, Arthropoda, Insecta, Diptera, Calliphoridae. The transcript has 5 exons.